Molecule: messenger RNA, 273 nt
Organism: Spirodela intermedia
Lineage: Eukaryota; Viridiplantae; Streptophyta; Magnoliopsida; Alismatales; Araceae
Source: the annotation of a GenBank genome assembly
AUGCGGUUGCGGAAGGUGGCGCAGCGGGCCACGCCGAAGGUGUGCGCGCCGGAGAGGGCCACCAGUUCCCGCAGGUUCAGUCCCUGGUUGGCGAAGCUGGAGAUGAGCGCGGAGAGGCUGGACGACGGGCCGGGAAGGUUGCUGUUGGCUGCGCUCUGGCUCGCCGUUCUCGCGUCCCUCCGCCCGAGGGGCACCGUCCACGAAGGUCCUCCGCUCUGCAUGGAAGAAGGCAGUCAGUAUCCUUUGGUUAAAGAGUGGACUCGUUCGAUGUAA